Messenger RNA from Parnassius apollo (apollo), 163 nucleotides. Lineage: Eukaryota; Metazoa; Arthropoda; Insecta; Lepidoptera; Papilionidae. The record is from the annotation of a GenBank genome assembly.
AUGAUCACGGAACUCCUGGAACUGUGUAGAGACUUGCCUUGUCUUUGGGACUUAACAUACAAAGAUUCUACUCAGAAAAACAAUGCGUGGGAUAUUUUAGCCACAAAAUUGAAAGAAAUUGACCCAUCGGCCAACGCCGCGUUAUAUACGGGAAUCCAAGAAG